Messenger RNA from Athalia rosae (coleseed sawfly), 3959 nucleotides. RefSeq names its product protein argonaute-2-like (gene AGO2). The transcript has 17 exons. The record is from RefSeq and is a predicted model, not a curated record. Lineage: Eukaryota; Metazoa; Arthropoda; Insecta; Hymenoptera; Athaliidae. The coding region runs from base 341 to 3481 and encodes 1046 amino acids. Gene Ontology annotation, molecular function: protein binding; RNA binding.
GGGCUCGUUUUUUAUUUGAUUAAAGCAUCCCUGUGAUAAACACAGAUGCAGCGACGAAUUUUCGAACUGCGUUUAUGUCCAAUAAAACGUUCAACCAAAACUCAACAUUGGUACUGCAAAUUGGAACGUGAUAUAUUCAAUAUCAGUCAACAUUUAUGAACGUAGUGUGUGCCAGAAACUGGCAUGUGUGCAAUCGCUUCAAGAAAGCUGACCACUAUCACCCUGACAUCCAUCAGUGUUUAACCGCAAUACGCACUUGCAGUACUCCUUGAAUUCCAUUUUGACGAUCAUUCGCACAUCAGUUCUUGCUACAGUUAAUUGAUCUUUAAAGCGAAUCAAAAUGACGAAAAAAAGGGGAAAGCAACGAAAGCAGCAAACCGAGAACACCCCUCAGGUCUCUCAACCUCAAUCUGGAACCUCUUCACCACAGCUGGUACCACCGCAACCAAGAGUCGAAGCUCCUGUUACACAAAUUUUGCAGUCAGAACCUUCCGUACCAGCACCUUCUGCAGUCACUACAGAAACAGGUCGCGGUCAAAGUCAAGGCAGCAGUAGAGUACAACCACAACCGUUGCAGCAGGCAGGCAGAGGUAGAGGACAACCACAACCGUUGCAGCAGGCAGGCAGAGGUAGAGGACAACCUGUUCCUCUGCAACAUCCACAACAGUCACAGCAGCCAGCCUCACGUGGACCAUGGCAGCAACCACAACAGCCGCAGCAGCCAGCCUCACGUGGACCAUGGCAGCAACCACAACAGUCGCAGCAGGCAGGCAGAGGUGGAGGACAACCUGUUCCUGGGCAGCAACCAGAACAGUCGCAGCAAGCUCCUCAGCAACGCCCACAACAGUCGCAGCAGGCAGGCAGAGGUGGAGGACAACCUGUUCCUAGGCAGCAACCACAACAGUCACAACAAGCUCCUCAGAAAGAGCAACAGCAACAGCGCCAACGAGCACAAACAUCUUCCCAGCAGAGUCCUGUAUCUACCAAAGAGCUGACAACGAUGGUAGAAAAAAUGAAGUUGGGUAUACCGUGUCGUAAAAAUGUGAUGAAAGCUGGGACCCAGGGAAGACCAAUCACAGUUGAAGCCAAUGUAGUGUCAUUGACAUUCAAUAAGAAUUUCAAUCCACAGGCUAUACACUAUGAUGUAGCCUUUGAUCCAGAUAAGCCAAAAUUCAUGCUGAAAGCAGCCUUCGAAGUUGUACACAAACAAUAUUUCCCUAAUCGGUAUCCUGCAUUUGAUGGUAAAAAGAAUCUCUACAGCAGCGGUUUAUUACCAUUUGGUGAAGGUAUGAUGGCUGAAAUAGAAGUUCACGAUCCAGAACGUGACCAAAAGAGACCUUGGAAGGUGACUAUCACAAAAGUUGCUGUCGUCGACCUUUCCUGGUUGCCCAGAGUUGCUGCUGGUUUAAACAAUAUUGAACAAACCGCAGUACAAGUAAUCGAUGUCAUUUUGCGUCACGGUCCAGCAUCUCGAUGCGUACAGGUUGGACGUUCGUUCUUUCCUAAACCAACAACUGGAACGGUAGACUUGGGCAAUGGUCUAGAAUUAUGGGUAGGCAUGUUCCAGUCUGCUAUUAUUGGUUGGAAGCCAUUUCUGAAUAUUGAUGUGGCCCACAAAGGAUUUCCAAAAGCUCAGAAUCUGAUAGAUUUCAUGAAAGAAUUUCUACAAAGACGCCAGUUCACUGCCGAUGAAGUGAAUUACGCAAAACCGUCCAUAGUUAAACAACUCAGAGGGUUGAAAGUCUUAUAUGAAAUUCCUGAUCUUCCAACAUCAAAAAGAACUCACCGUAUAAAUGAUCUUAUGGGUAAUUCCGUUGACACCAUCUUCACACUGGAUAAUGGACAAAAAAUAAGCAUUUUUGAUUAUUUUCUGAAAGAAAAAAAAUAUAGAAUUAAACAUCAAUAUAUGCCUGUUGUAUGGGUUGGUGGACGCAAUCGACAGAUUUAUGUUCCUGCUGAACUGUGUACGAUUGUACCUGGUCAAGUAACUAUGAAGAAAAUGGAUGAAAUACAAACUUCCAAUAUGAUUAAAGCUGCAGCUACGAGUACUGAUGUCCGGAAACGAAAAAUUAUGAACGCGUUUGCAUCCAUCAACUUCAAUAACGACCCUUGCGUUAAGGAAUUCGGGCUUUCUGUGGGUGGCGGAUUUGAAAAAGUACCAGCCCGCGUACUAGAACCGCCAAUGAUAAACUAUCAAGAUCGUGAUAUGAGAGUAAACAAAGGUGUUUGGAACGCAGCAAAGUUCAAACAACCAGCUCAGCUCGAACCAAAAACAUGGACAAUUCUCAGCAUUAACGGACGUUAUACAAACUUCGGACAACUUGAAGGACUUGCAAGCGAGCUGGUCGCUAAUGCGAGAAAGUGUGGCAUGGAACUCAGCGAGCCAUUGAAACCCUUUGUGGUAAUGGAUGAACCAAGGCGAGACAUUCGUGGAAUCAGUCAAUUUUUCGACAAGAAUAAAACUUUGAAACUCGUCAUGGUUGUUGUGCCUGAUCGCGGGAACGCCUAUAGUAAAAUAAAACAGGUAGCAGAGAUCCACGUUGGCGUAUUGACUCAGUGCAUCCGAGGACGAACCGUAUCUAGGUUGAGUCCAGCUACAGUGUGCAACAUCCUACUGAAAAUAAAUUCAAAGUUAAACGGUGUCAACCACUCCAUUAUGAAAAAUACGCUUAGACCUCCGUGCCUGAAACAGCCCUGUAUUAUUAUUGGAGCGGAUGUAACUCAUCCACCACCAGAUGCUGUCGACAUACCGUCUAUAGCAGCGGUGGCCGCCAGUCACGACGCGAAUGCUCAGUUUAUGUACAAUAUAAAAACUCAACUGCAACCACCGCGCGAGGAAAUAAUUCUAAACCUCCAGAGUAUGGUGAGGGAACAACUGCUGUACUUCUAUAAGCGCAAUCAGGGUAACAAGCCUCAGAAAAUCAUAUUUUACAGGGAUGGAGUGAGUGAAGGUCAGUUUGGUCAAGUCUUAGCUAGAGAACUUGAAGCGAUCAGGAGAGCUUGCAUAUCAUUGGCUGCAGAUUACAAACCUCCAAUUACAUUUUUGGUGGUUCAAAAAAGGCACCACGUUCGCCUAUUUCCAACAGAUCCGAAAAACUCCGAUGACCGAAAUGGCAAUGUGCAAGCUGGCACUGUAGUUGAUACUGUGAUAACACAUCCAUCUCACAUCGACUUUUAUUUAGUAUCACACGCCAGUAUUCAGGGCGUUGCCAGACCGACAAAAUACAGAUGUUUGUGGGAUGACAGUAAUAUGAGUGAGGAUGAAAUUGAACAACUUACAUAUUAUUUGUGCCACAUGUUUUCGAGGUGCAAUCGGUCCGUUAGUUACCCUGCCCCAACGUACUACGCUCAUUUGGCUGCGUACCGUGCUAGAGUGCACACAGAAGACCUUCCUAUAAACAUACACAAUUUGGACGAAGAGCAACGAAAGAAACUAAAACUAGCUGAGAGUAUUACCGGGAACCCCAUGUUCUUUGUAUAAUAUUCUCAAUUGAUCAUGAUUUAACCUUGCCUCCUUCGGAAAAGUAUGGUUUCACAUAUUACAUUUUCAACUAACAAUUCCAACUGGUCACAGUGGCGUUUGCAUAAUUCCUUGCAGCAUAUCCUCAUUGACCUGAAUAAGAUGGUGAUAAACCAAAAUAUGCAGUAGCGAAUAAUGACCAAAAAUAAUAAAAUUCAUCCCAAAAAAAAAACACGAAUCCAUCACGAGUUAUAUGGGCUGAAUAAUGCUUGACAAACUCAACAUCGUCACUAUCGAUAGCUUUAAAACUUAUCUUUCGCAGCCGCAAAAAUUGAUAAUCUAUGAACAUCUAAUUUUUAGUUCACUCGAGGUGUUAUCUUUUUUUUUCACUUUCAAUUAUAUCUGAGUAUUGUACGACUCAUAGUGAGUUCAUGUAAUCCAAUGCGAAUCUGUACAAUGAUUAUACUCACAUUAUCAAUUAUAUCUUUAAAAAUCCCAA